This is a messenger RNA of Dimorphilus gyrociliatus, 673 nucleotides long. Lineage: Eukaryota; Metazoa; Annelida; Polychaeta; Dinophilidae. The record is from the annotation of a GenBank genome assembly.
UAUGGCACAAGGUCUAGGCUUUGCCUGGACUUGGGCCCCAAACAAAUUUAUAAACUUGCACUUCACAGGGAUCUUGGAUUAUACAUUAAAAUGGCUAAAGAUCAUUGAGAAAAAUGGUACACCAAGAUUUCGAAAUAAUCCACUAAAGAAAAAACUUCUUGACAUACAAGCACCAUCUCUACCUGAACUAAUGAGGGAGUUAAAUUACAUGCCCUCUAGUCAUAUUCCAGAAAUUAACCAUAUCACAGACAGGAUAUAUAACAUUAUAAAGGGCUCUGAAAAAAUUAAUAGAGCCCAGAAGGGUUUUGAAAAUCAAGGCCUAAUGAAAAACUUCCUCAACAAUCAUCCUAACAUUAUCAUUAAACCAGCUGAUAAAGGAAGAAGGAUUGUCUUAAUGGACAAAGAGGACUAUGUCUUUGAAGCCAUGACACAGCUCUGUGACAGAACAACCUACAAACAGGUCAGCAAUAAAAUAAGCUCUACCCAAUGGACCCGGUUAAAUGAAAUCCUUAAUGAAUUGGUUACAAUGAAAAUUAUUACCAAAUCUACAGCAACUCUGAUGGCUCCACAGAAUAGCCCAGGAGAUAGAAAGUUUUACCUCCUACCUAAAAUUCAUAAACACAGCUCCCAAUGGAGAGUACCAUAUAGGAUCCCAAGGGGAGACCAGUGGUGA